ACAACCACGAAAAAAAAGAAGUGCAAAAUAUGGCAAACUCUGUCCAUGUCAAAGAAGUUAUAGUGAUCAAACCAUCUGAGCCAACCCCAAGUUGUGUUUUGUCUCUCUCAGCCCUUGAUUCUCAGCUUUUUCUACGUUUCACUGUGGAGUACCUCUUUGUUUUCAAGGCUCGUCCAGGUUUAGACCAAGGUGUAAUCACAGCUCGUGUCAAAGCUGCAUUAGCUAAGAUUUUGGUGCCUUAUUAUCCACUCGCAGGACGUGUCAGGGCCAAGCUCGAUGGUUCAAGCCUGGAGGUUGUGUGUCGAGCCCAAGGAGCGGUGUUUAUGGAGGCUGUCUCUGAUCACACGAUUAACGACUUUGAUAGGGCCCCACGGUACGUGACACAAUGGAGGAAGCUCUUGUCCGUCAGCGUGGCAGAUGUUCUUAAAGGGGCCCCACCUCUUGUUGUCCAGCUUACGUGGCUCAGAGGUGGAGAUGCCACGUUAGGUGUUGGUCUUAACCAUAGUGUCUGCGAUGGAAUUGGUAGUGCCGAGUUUCUCAACUCUUUCGCUGAGUUAGCCACGAGUCGAAACCGAGUGGAUGAUUUGAAACCCAAGCCAAUUUGGGAUCGCCACCUUUUUUAUCCCACAAACUCUUCUCGUUGUUACUCAGCGACUCAUCUCGAGUUCAACCGAGUUCCAGACCUCUGUGGUUUUACAAGUCGCUUCUCUAAUGAAAGACUCACCCCCACCUCCAUAAUUUUUGAUAAAAGAUGGCUAAAUGAGUUAAAGAAACUCGCUUUGUCAACGAGUACACCUAUUGGGUUAGCAUAUACGUCUUACGAGGUACUAUCAGCUCAUGUAUGGAGGAGCUGGGCCAGAGCUCUAAACUUACCAUCAAACCAAAUCUUGAAGCUUCUUUUUAGCAUAAAUAUCAGAAACCGAGUCAAACCUAGUGUACCCAGUGGGUACUACGGCAAUGCAUUUGUUCUAGGGUGCGCGCAAACAACUGUUAAAGAUUUGGCAGAGAAGGGUUUAGGUUAUUCGGCAAUGUUAAUAAAAAGAGCUAAAGAAAGAGUGGAUAACGAGUACGUAAGAUCAGUGAUAGAAUCAGUGAGCCAGUCAAGAGCUUGUCCUGACUCAGUUGGAGUGUUGAUCAUAUCGCAAUGGUCAAGGCUAGGGUUAGAGAGGGUUGACUUUGGAAUAGGGAAGCCGGUUCAUGUGGGUCCAAUAUGUAGUGAUAGGUACUGUUUGGUUUUACCUGUUUAUAAUCAACCGGAUGCUGUUAAAGUGACGGUAGCUGUCCCAGCAAGCGUUGUUGACAAGUAUGAGUAUCUGGUCAAGAGUCCAUGUUCUUGAGGACAGUUGGAGUUUGGGCUCUUUCGUUGACUUGUUUUAUUAGUUUUUGACACUCUUCGCUUCUUUGAACUGAUGAUCAUUAAUUCCAAUCCUGGUCUAAUAAGAACAGUACUUGUAGUAGUAUUAAAUAUUAAUCGUUAGCUUUUUUUUUUA
Molecule: messenger RNA, 1490 nt
Organism: Populus trichocarpa (black cottonwood)
Lineage: Eukaryota; Viridiplantae; Streptophyta; Magnoliopsida; Malpighiales; Salicaceae
Product: alcohol acyltransferase 9
Exons: 1
Coding region: 30-1337 (435 amino acids)
Source: RefSeq, a predicted model, not a curated record